This is a messenger RNA of Poecilia reticulata (guppy), 648 nucleotides long. The record is from RefSeq and is a predicted model, not a curated record. Lineage: Eukaryota; Metazoa; Chordata; Actinopteri; Cyprinodontiformes; Poeciliidae.
AAGGUGUUCUGCUUCGUCCAUCUAAGUGUUCAUGAGUUUCUGGCUGCUCUUCAUGUUCAUCGGACCUUCAUCAAAUAUGGUAUCAACCUGAUGGAAGAAACACAAACAUCUAAAAAGUCUUCAUUAUUUAAACCUAAACUAAAGUCUCUCCAUCAGACAGCUGUUGACCAGGCCUUACAGAGUCCAAAUGGACACCUGGACUUGUUCCUCCGUUUCCUCCUGGGACUUUCACUGCAGACCAAUCAGAGACUCCUACAAGGUCUGCUGACAAAGACAGGAAGUAGCUCACAGACCAAUCAGAAAACAGUUCAGUACAUCAAGAAGAAGAUCAGUGAGAAUGUGUCUGCAGAGAAAAGCAUCAAUCUGUUCCACUGUCUGAAUGAACUGAAUGAUCGUUCUCUAGUGGAGGAGAUCCAACAGUCUCUGAGUUCAGGAAGUCUCUCCACAGAUAAACUGUCUUCUGCUCAGUGGUCAGCUCUGGGUUUCAUCUUAGUGUCAUCAGGAAAAGAUCUGGAUGUGUUUGACCUGAUGAAAUACUCUGCUUCAGAGGAGGCUCUUCUGAGGCUGCUGCCAGUGGUUAAAGCCUCCAACAAAGCUCUACUGAGUGGCUGUAACCUCUCAGAGAGAAGCUGUGAAGCUCUGUCCUCA